Messenger RNA from Anopheles bellator, 2919 nucleotides. RefSeq lists its product as uncharacterized. The coding region runs from base 400 to 2055 and encodes 551 amino acids. Lineage: Eukaryota; Metazoa; Arthropoda; Insecta; Diptera; Culicidae. The transcript is spliced from 7 exons. The record is from RefSeq and is a predicted model, not a curated record.
CAAACAACGUAGUUUCGCGAAAAUCCCCUUCGCCCUUCGGGUUGUCGUCAUCGCGUUUGUGCUGGGCACUGUGGAAAAAGCAAGCAAAUAUGUUUUAACUGAAUCGUGGAGUAAGGUUGGCAUGCUAAAUUGUCCGCCGCUGGGAUUCGAAAUUCGGGAAAUUGUUGCCUUUCAUCUCCAAGCCUUGCCAGCAUCGUCGUUGUCCAAACGACUAGACCACAUCCUGUGCCGUGUCCAUCACCGUUCCAACCACUCUUCUCGCGGCCUAGGAGGGCGCUUGACGGGGGCAGGGAUUGAUUGUUUUGGCGGCACGCGAUUAGUGAUAACAUUGAUUUAUGUUUUAAAGCUUGAAAAGUGCUCGCGGUGAUAGCCUAGAACUGGAACUUGUAGAAAACCAGCAUGGGAAACCAUCACAGUUCCAUCUCGAACGGCACAAGUAACCUAAAAACGAAAGCCACAGGAAACGGAGAUCAGACAGCUGAAAAUGGCACGGUCGCUGGUACCCGUGGUAUGACGCGUACAGCCAGCGGGGCGGAUAUUCAGGAUCGUUCGCAAACGCAGUUCGCACCAAUCGAAAAGCUUGGUCGGAUAUUAGCGAAAAAAAGCGAGGAGCAACAUCGGACACACCAAGGCAUUACCGGUGAUAUAUUCGCGCGCCACGUAUUUCCAAAAUAUCCGGAUUUAGGUCUGAAGCUGUUUCGCUACCUGCGCCAUAUGAGCCACGCCAAAACGGAACACCUCGGGCUAGUGGCGUUCAGGCAACAGUGUGAAAAAUUUCUCGGCCUUCUCGACGAUUCUGUCAUCCUGGAGAGCUAUGUGCGUAUGUUUGGCGAUCUAAACGAGGGCGAACUGAUUAAGCCGGAAAAUCUGAAGAGUUUGCUACGAACUUGCUACAACCUGGCGAUGGCACACUACUCGGACGGACCGCAAACGUGUCUUUUGACAGAUGACGACGACGUUUCGCUUAACCGCACGCUCGAUUCCGUGGUGCAGUCCUGUUUCUUUUCGAAGGAAUCGCUCAGUCCUGGCUAUAUUUGCCGCUGGUUGGAGAACAACGUGCCACGGUUGGUACCUCCGAUUCACAAGUACUGUGUGCAUGCCCUCAGCACGUCCCACCGGACAAUCAUCGACAACAGUAUGACGAGUAACAGUGAAACAGUUGUCUCGAUCAGUGCCAUCAAUGCGGGUGAAGCGAGCUACGGGCUCGAGCUGCAAACACCCAUCCUCGAGAAGGUGAAUCCUUUCGCCAAGGAGCAUGCUACGGGAUCGGUAACCGGUGGCAGUGGACCGGCGUCUGGUAAACCGCUCACCAACGAAGAGCGAGAACGGUUGAAAAACCAGCAACCACUGUUACCAUUGUCCGAGGCGUGGCUACUUGCCGGGUCGUUGCCACCGCUCUACAGCAAGCCCCAGUCCGUCCCGGCACCGGUUAACCCAAAUUCGGCAAAUCUGACGUCACACAUAUUCCUUGCGAAACUACUGUCGUUGGUGCCGUCUCACUGGACUUCGCUGUACGACUCGCGCCUCGACGGUGCUGGAACAAAUCGCUUCCUGCACCACGUGCUCGGUUAUCGUGGUCCAAAUCUAAUCCUGUUCCGCUGCGAGGACGAUCUACUGUUCUGCGUCGCAAACCCGAACGAAUGGCGUGAAACGCACCUCUACACAGGAGAUGAAGGUAGCUGUUGCCUGCAGUUGCUUCCAAAAUUUCAGAUGUUGGAAAAGAAGCCCAAGAGCCUCUACCUUAAUACGCAUAUCCGCGGCUACCCGAAGGGGUUACGGGCUGGUUCCGAUCCGCGGAAGCCGAUCCUUAUUGUCGACGAACACUUCGAGCGACUAGAGUAUCGCUCACUGCUACACCGCAUACUGUCGAUCGAGGUUUGGGGAUGCGGUGAUCAGCAGCAACGCGACGUACAGCUCGAUAUCAAACGGUGGCAAAUCCGGGAAGCGGAAAGGCAGCGAACGGUCAAAAUGACUGCCGCAGACUGGAUGGACCAUCCAGAUCGCUAUCUACUCGAGCUGGGCGGGCGUCAGAACUACAACAAUUCGUCCACGUAGUAGAGGACAGUCGCUAUGUUGUAGCUAACAGAAGGUUUCGUACGUACACUAAAAGUAUGAAUACUUUUGAACGGUGCAGCAUACGGAAGUAGGGGACGAAGAUACGAGUAAUACACAAGGUUUUUUUUCAUUUGCUGGAAAGCAUACCACUUAAAUAUUGUGCGCGCAAUCGGAGGCAACAAGCGCAACAAAGUACUUAGUAUUUUAUUGUAUUGCGUUUUCCGUUUCCCAGAUUCCACGAUGAUCGGACCGGAAGUGCGUCGCGUUUUCUAUGUUCAAGGUGCGUCAAAAUUUUACCUAAUAAGACAAAACAGAACUAACGAUACUUAAGCCAACGUGUUUACAUCUGUAGAAACAUUGUGGCGGUUACUUUCAAACUGGUACUAAAACUAAAUAGCAAAUGCGCUUCAACAUGUUAGCCGAGGGGGCGAUUUUGUCAAGGCGUUCACCGCGAGUGUACUUAUUGUUGAUUUCGCACAAUUCUGCUCGGCUCGGGAUUUACUCUUAUCGGAGGAGGUAAAACGAAACGGUGCUAGAAUGUGAUCCGUUCCCCACUUUAUGUAGACAAAUAUAAAUCGAAACUAUUGGCUAAAAGACACGGACAGACACACACACUCGUUCUAAUGGCGUACGAUGGAAGCGGAUGGCGAAGGCAAAGCACUAUUUUUAGGCAAGUGUUGUUUAUAAGCAGCUUAUUUACGGACGUUGUCGGUUAAUCGUGCCACUAUGUAUCCAGUGUUUUUUGGUGCACAUUUCGCUUUUCAUAUUAUCUUUGUUUACUUGUUUUCGCUCGGUGCUCGUGUGAGGCGCAGAGAGAAUUAAUGGAGCGACCAUUAUUGAGAGAAUUGACAAUAAAAUGGCAAA